UCUUAACACUUCUGCGAAAACUGUGAAUCAGAUGAUAACUCCUUCUGUUCAGCAGCUUCGAUUACCAUAGUAACAAAUAUCAUAUAUUGAAAACCAUCUGUUUAAAGGUACACAGAUAACGCUGAGAAUUAACACGUGUUCCGUUAUCAGUAGUUACCUGAAUCUUUUUAAAACCAAAAGCUUCAUAAAACGAAGAGCACGAAAACGAGUAACAGAAAGAAAAACGUUCGGUUGUGGGUUUUUUUAUGGCACUAGAAACGUUUUAAUUUCUAUUGGAUUAGUUUAUAUUUUCAGGAAUGUCAGGGAAACCAAAGGACUGGUCACUUUUAAUGACCAUUGUGACGUCGUUGUUGCUGGGGGUAUCAGUCGAGGCGAAGUGUCCUCCUCUAGAAAAUAUUUACCCUUGUUCUUGUAGUGAAAACAUUGAUACUUGUUUCUAUUCAUGCAAAGGUCUCGAUAAUAAUACGUCGUUUCUCGUGUAUGAACAGUUUCGGUCUUGUCCAACAAUCCACUUUAGUAUAGUUUCUGGAGAAAUAUUUUCUUUGCCACACCGUUUCUUUGGUGGAUUUGGUUCUGUGGAAAGAUUCAGUUUGAGUUUAAUACACACGAAACUUGAAUACUUAGGUGAAACAUCUUCAGGUUUAUCAGCUUUCGACGGAUUAUCAGUUAAGAACGAGUUUUCUGUUUAUAUGCAAUGGACUGAUUUAGGAAGUAGUUUUGACUGGUCAGCUUUUUCAGCCGUGGACUUUGGACCAGAAGUAUCCACGACUUUCUUUUCCAACAUAUCCGAAUUUUCAGAGUUAAGUCCCGGGUUUUACACAGCGUUUUCAGGCUCUAACAUGAACUCACUAGUUGUGUCAGUUGCUGGUCUGAAGAGUGUGGGUGAAAUACCUUUGGGCCAGUUUUCGUCUUUGGUAAACGUAAACUUUGAAAGAAAUUCCUUAACAGAAAUUAAACGUUCCAACUUUCCAAGACCAGCGCCAGAACUGGAGAAUAUUGAUUUGAACCGAAACCGAUUAAGUUAUCUUCCAGGAGAUCUGUUUACAGACAUGUUUAAGCUCAAGAUGCUGGAUAUUUCCAUCAAUCAAAUAUCCGUGUUAAUCGAAGAAACCUUCAAACCGAUCUUUACGUCGCUUGAUAGACUUAUUGUGAUUGGUUUACCCCUGACCUGUGACUGUCGCCUGGCUUGGAUAUUACCUGAUUGGAGAGAAAAAGUAAUUGAUGCUAGUGGAAUGGCCUGGCCUGUCACGUGCAACGAACCUCCUAAUCUUGCUGGAAAACGAGUCCGAGACCUUCAGGUGCAAGACUUGGCUUGUAAAGUUAAACAGUAACUCAAGUGUAAUAAAAUAAUCCUUGUAUUGUGUAAUGAUAACAAA
Molecule: messenger RNA, 1376 nt
Organism: Limulus polyphemus (Atlantic horseshoe crab)
Lineage: Eukaryota; Metazoa; Arthropoda; Merostomata; Xiphosura; Limulidae
Product: leucine-rich repeat and immunoglobulin-like domain-containing nogo receptor-interacting protein 3
Exons: 4
Coding region: 297-1331 (344 amino acids)
Biological process (GO): cell surface receptor signaling pathway
Cellular component (GO): plasma membrane
Molecular function (GO): protein binding
Source: RefSeq, a predicted model, not a curated record